AGGCUGCGUUUACUCGCUGGCUCUGCAGGGCGCUAAAAGCCACCUCUGCAUUUAAAGCAGAUUUUUUUUCUCUCCCUCUCUCUCUCCCUCUCUCUCUCUCUCCCCCCCCCUCUCUCUCUCCCGUCGGAUGUCGCUCUGCAGGAAUCAGCAAAAUACACGGAAACCAAACUACCGUGCAUUACAUUUACAGUAGAUGUAUUCUCAUGGAUUACAGACACUUUGAAGCCUGUUCGCCAAGCAUGGGAUGCAAACAGAGAAUACUAGAGGAGGAGACAAGAUAAAUAAACAGAUUGAUAAAAGAAAAGAAAACGGAAGCGUGCAGAGGGGACAAUAAAAGCUCCGCAUCGGUUUUCCGGAGCUUCUCUACAACAAACACCUGACCUCGACCUCCUUGGACGCCAGGAGAGAAAAAACUGAUUGUUGAAAUGGAGAUGUCGAGAUUUUCUCUCAUCAUCCCGUCUCCUCCUCCAGCACGCGCGCUGCCGAGGCUGAUGAUGAUGAUGGUGUUUGCGUAGGAGUGUUGUAUUUUGCGGACGGCGUUGGUACACCAGUCUCUCUACUGUUCAAACAACUCCAGACAAGCGCUGGAUGGAACUGCCUGCUCCAAACACAUCUCUCUAGAGAUAUUAUUUCACUCGUUAUUGAAGCCUGGCUAAUUUUUGUCCUCUUUGGAGUGUUUUCAGAUGUCUUUCUGCGAGUCUGGGAUGUUUUGCACACGGAUGGAACGGGUUGUGUCCGGAAAAGUAGUCUAAAAGCAAACAUUGAGACAAUAAAAGCAGGCGUAUUGUAUUGCUGCUUUUGCUUUUUUUUCAAUUAGUAGAUAAAGUGGAUCAGGCACCAACUCUCUUUUGAUAGGGUUUACUUCAGUGCUUGCUGAGUACUCUAACACUGGGUUUUUUAAUCAUAAUCACUCUCAUUAUUCAGUGACUGAGGUUGAAACUGCAACCAGCACAGGUCAAGACCUGAGCUCCAAGGAGCCACCGCUACCCUAGAUGUGACCCUGUGAAUCCCUCUUAUCUCUGAAGGGUGUUGAUGGAGAGCCUUUCGAAUGACAGCCGGGACAGUGGUCAUCACUGGUGGAAUUCUAGCUACGGUUAUAUUACUCCUUAUCAUCGCUGUACUGUGCUACUGUAGGCUGCAGUAUUAUUGCUGUAAGAAGGAAGAGUCCGAGUCGGAGGAGGAGGAGCCAGACUUUGCCGUUACAUCCCGCCUCCCACCGGUCCACUCCAAUCACAACAUUGUGGCGGCAACGGCAGCCGCCUCCUCCAUCCCAAAUGGCCCCGCCAUUUUCUCCACCCCCCCUCUGGCCAGGAAACUGACACGUUCACAGACCUUCUGUCCUUCCUGUACGCACUAUGAGCUGCCUUUCUACCUCCAGCCGCCUCAACCCCAAAUCCACCAUCAACCAGAUGGGCUGAGGAAUGGAGGGGAUCGGAUCAGCUACCGCAGCGUGCAGCAGCAGGACCUGGAGCUGCCUGUGCCUGUGAACAUUUCAAACUACAGGAAACCCAAUCUGGCCCGAUCGGUCACCAUGAGGGACAUGUUCCAACGCAGCUGUAGCAUCAGCACUGAUGUUUAGCUGGGCCACGUUGGAACUCGGAGUAAGAUUAUGCCUAAAGAAAUGAGGAUGGCUUAGGCUGGACAGCUUGAGUCUGAUUGUGUUUCUGUCAUCUUGACCAGUGUAGUCCAGUCUAGUGUUGUGUGAUCUGGUCUGGUCUCGUUCUACUGGUCACCUCUUGCAGAGGACUUGAGGACUCAGAUUGCUCUCAGGACAGGAUUUUUAAAGCUACUAUGCUCAAGUCCAGGACCUUAUUCUUGGGCCUAUAUGAAGUUUAAAGUAAUUAAAAAAUGUUAAAGUAUCCAGAACAAGACCUUCUUGCUUCGGCUUGUUUUGAAUAGUUAUUUUUUAACAACAAGAAUGGCAUUUGUUUUACAACUUGAUAAAGUUCGCAAAGCCCUGAUUCCUCUGAACUCUUCUACCCAUGGCCUGAAAGAUAGACAAAUUCCUGCCAUGUCCAAAUGACAUAAUCGGCAGGGAUUUUCUCUCUGCCAUAGCUGCUACAGACAAAAUAUGAUUAGGUGAAGUCCAAUGGUUCCCCCCCUCCCAUGAUGGAUUAGAGAGAUUAUAAAAUAUCACUCACCGCCAGUGUAAAAGCUAGAGGAGGAAGGGGGAUGUUGUGUUUAAGCUGCCAGCCACAGACAUUUUAGACUUAACUUAACUUAGGACAUAAUAUUUUAAGACAUAAAGGGCUCACAGAAGAUGGAAAUCCCUGCUUGUUUUUCCACAUCCUUUCAUAGAGGGCUGCAGAUUGAUAGGAGGUUGGUUUCUUUGAUACACCAUACCACACUUCUGCAGAAAAAGACCUCUGUGUUUCUGCAGGCGGGUUGGACUAGGUGCCAAAAGGGGGACUGGUUCUUGCAUCUGUGUGAUUGUGUGACUGUGUUUGCAUGCAAGUGAGUGUGCGUGUGUAUAAGUCAAUAAAUUGUCAUACCAGAGUUCCUACUCCAUACAGUUUAACACAGUCCGUCACCCCUACAGUAUGUAAACUGAACCCAGUGUUGGGUUGCAAUAACAUUUUCAACAUUUAAUGUAAAGGGGGAAGGGAUUGUUUUAGUUUCUGUGUGCCAUGUUACGUUUACAUUUAUGUUGAUGCUAAGAAUGACUCGACCAGAUCAUUUGACAAACUUUAGGUAAGCUUGGAGAUAUUUUGUAAUUGUUUAUUUUAAUGUUUUAUGAUAUACACAGACUGAAUCUGCAGAUAACAGUCAGUGCAGAAACUCUUUACAAUGUGUAUCAUCAUAUUUCUACACUGAAGUUUCAUUUUGUGGACUCUUCACUGCAUUCCUUGUGUUGUUCCAAAUUUGUUGAUACAUGGACUCAUGUGCUAAAGAUAAUUUCACUUUUAUAGCAACCUUUAUAAAUAUUUAACAGGCCAUAGCAUACACCAUAGCCUCUCUCUCUUUCUCUCUCUCUCUCUGUUCUUUCAACUGGACUGUAGAAUACUUGCUCAGAGGUACUCUGAGAGUUCAUCUUGGGAUGCUUUUUAUUUUCUGCGCUCGGCUGAACGGCCUGACUGGAGGGCUCGUCUUCUAACGGGAGUGUUAGGGACCAAGUACACACACUUCAUGAAUGAAGUUAUUUAACGCUUGAUUUCAAGAAGAUAUGCUGAUGGUUGUGUAACUUGAAGAUGAUUGGAUGCCCCCUUUCUCUCUCCCCUCUUAAAAGUGGAUGGUCUCUCCCUCUCUCUUUUGCUUCUUUUUCGUCUUUUAUUUUAUUUUUACCAGCAAUCAUGCUCAAUUAUUUUCCCAAAGGGUGAAACAGUGAGUGAUUUUAUUAUAAUUUUAACCCUCUUGUGACAUGUGCUUCCCUGCAAAAACACAACACACACACACACACACACACACACACAUAGACACACACUUGCCAAUGCUUUGCUUUCCUUACUUUUUAAACAGAAGUGUGACAGUUGCACAAGAAAUGUAGUGCCAUAAAGACUUAAGAGAGAAUUUUAUUAUAAUUAUUAUGAGUAUUAUUAUAAUUAUUAAAAGUGUAUAUUCAAAUGCAGUGUUGCUUUAACCCUGAAGUAUUUGAAUUACUUGCUUUAUUUUAUGAUCCAGCUGGUUUUUCAGACUCAGUACAGUUCAGCAGAAAUGUUUCUGUCCUUGUUUCUAAUGUAUAACUAACAGACACAUUGUUGCUAAUAAAAUGGUGUGAAAAUCU
This is a messenger RNA of Notolabrus celidotus (New Zealand spotty), 3721 nucleotides long. It is a transcript of the gene fam163ba, whose product is annotated as family with sequence similarity 163 member B, genome duplicate a. The coding region runs from base 1049 to 1579 and encodes 176 amino acids. The record is from RefSeq and is a predicted model, not a curated record. The transcript is spliced from 3 exons. Lineage: Eukaryota; Metazoa; Chordata; Actinopteri; Labriformes; Labridae.